This is a messenger RNA of Neoarius graeffei (lesser salmon catfish), 3008 nucleotides long. Its product is annotated as cystathionine beta-synthase-like protein. The transcript is spliced from 16 exons. The record is from RefSeq and is a predicted model, not a curated record. Gene Ontology annotation, molecular function: cysteine synthase activity; cystathionine beta-synthase activity. Gene Ontology annotation, cellular component: cytoplasm. The coding region runs from base 278 to 1978 and encodes 566 amino acids. Lineage: Eukaryota; Metazoa; Chordata; Actinopteri; Siluriformes; Ariidae.
UGUGAGCUGAGCUCCGGGAAUGCCGUGUGUGUGUUUAUAAAUGAGUGCGUGUGAAGCGGAAAAACACUGAAAGCACUCGCUGGCCGCGGAGUCGCACUGAGCAGCCACACAGGAGCGAACACUGAAGCGCUGAGUGCUGGAGGAGCCUGAUUCAGUGCAGUGAGCCCAGAUUCUGUCUGAAAACAGCUUCAGUAAAACGCCCAGCGUGUGUCAGGAUAAAAACUGGUGUUUAACUCCUGCAACUGCUGCAGCAAUUAUUACCAAAUUAAACCGAGCCAUGCCUUCAGGCCUGUCAGCCUCAGAGUCACUCUGCCCUCACACCGACAGCAAGACAUCCCUGCCGUAUGGAGACGACAAGCUGAAAGAUGAGGACCAAGUGGAGAACGAGGAGGAGGAGACCAUCAUGGAGAGGAACUGGAUCUGUCCAAAUCUGCCCAGCAGGUGCACAUGGCAGCUCAGGGGUCCGAACACAGACUCUCCUCAUGUCCACACACAACGGACAAAGGCUCCCAGCAUUCUACCCAACAUCCUGAAGCACAUUGGAGACACACCACUGGUUUGCGUCAACAAGAUUCCCAAAAUGUUUGGAGUGAAGUGUGAAAUCUUGGCUAAGUGUGAGUUCUUUAACGCUGGAGGCAGUGUGAAGGAUCGCAUUGCCAUUCGUAUGGUGGAGGAUGCAGAAAGAGACGGCAUCCUCAAACCCGGAGACACAAUCAUCGAGCCCACCUCUGGAAACACAGGUAUCGGCCUGGCCCUGGUUGCAGCAGUAAAAGGUUAUCGCUGCAUCAUCGUUAUGCCUGAGAAAAUGAGUAUGGAGAAGGUGGACGUGCUGCGUGCUCUUGGUGCUGAGAUUGUUCGGACCCCGACCUCCGCCCGUUUUGACUCUCCAGAGUCUCACGUGGGCGUGGCCUGGUGCCUGAAGAAUGAGAUCCCCAACUCCCAUAUUCUGGAUCAGUACCGGAAUGCGAGUAACCCGCUGGCUCACUACGACACCACGGCAGAGGAGAUCCUGGAGCAGUGCGAUGGUAAAAUAGACAUGCUGGUGGCGGGAGCUGGAACGGGCGGGACCAUCACCGGCAUCGCACGCAAGCUGAAGGAGAAAUGCCCCAACAUCAAGAUUAUUGGCGUGGACCCCGAGGGCUCGAUCUUAGCAGAGCCAGAGGAGCUCAAUAAGACGGAUAAGACCCAGUACGAGGUGGAGGGAAUCGGAUACGAUUUCAUCCCCACCGUAUUGGACAGAUCUGUGGUUGACGGUUGGUGCAAGACCAAUGACGAGGAGUCCUUCAACAUGUCACGUAUGCUCAUCCGACAGGAAGGACUACUGUGUGGUGGGAGUUCAGGAUCAGCCAUGGCUGCAGCGAUGAAGAUGGCAAAGGAGCUGAAGGAGGAUCAGCGCUGUGUGGUCGUCCUGCCCGACUCGCUGCGCAACUACAUGUCCAAAUUCCUCAGCGACAAGUGGAUGUGUGAGAAAGGCUUUCUGAGAGAGGAGGACCUGAUGAUCAACAAACCAUGGUGGUGGAAUCUGACUCUACAGCAGCUGCGACUCUCUGCCCCUCUCACAGUUCUGCCUUCUGUCAACAUUAAAAACACCAUUAAGAUCCUGAAGGAGAAGGCGUUCGACCAGGCUCCAGUCGUCGACAAGGCUGGUGAGAUCGUAGGGAUGGUCACACUGGGUAACAUGCUGUCCUCUGUACUCGCUGGGAAGGUCAGUCCUUCUGACCCAGUCAUCAAAGUCCUGUAUAAGCAGUUCAAACAGGUUUCUCUCACAGAUAACCUUGGGAAACUCUCCUGGAUCCUGGAGACGGACCACUUUGCCCUGGUGGUGCAUGAUCAUAUCCAGUACCUGACUGAUGGCUCGUCUGCUCUGAAGAAGAUGGUAUUUGGGAUCGUCACAGCCAUCGACCUGCUGAACUUUGUGACCACUCGUGAGAGGAGAGAGCGCACGCUGUCCGAGUGCUCGCUCCCCGAUGACCAGUAGUGUGCGCACACAGGCAAUUUGACACAUGCAUAUGCAAUAGAAAGCAUUAGAGCUUUAUAUAUUUAAAGGGAUUUCUUUUUCUUUCUAAUUAAAGCACACUUUUUUAAGAGCUUAAAGGUGCAAUCUGUCUGUAAUGUUUAAACAAGUUUCUACACCUGGAAUAAUCUUACAGUUUUAAAGACACCACGCAAACCCUGGAGGUGCCGUGUUGCUAUGCAGUGGCGCUCUCUGAUCUCUUCACAUCAGGCUUCUGUUUACAUUAUUCUGGCCUGAAAAUGAGGUCCAACCCCAGCCGGUGUGGUGCAGUUCAGCUCUGACUCUUUUUCCUUUAAGGAAAUGAGAUGUGUUGUUGAUUUGUCAGUGUUUUCACUGCAGUAGAAGGAGGUCGGUGUUACACAUUGCUCCUUUAACAAUUCCACAGUUAUUAGGAAUCCAGUCCAGAAUGAAUUAGUUUCCUGCCAAAUACUGAAUAUAUCAUGACUGCUCACUGACAUCAUCAGUGCAGUUUGAACUCGCUUUAUUCACAGUGCAAUAAAGAUUAUAUUGCUGUUUAUCAUUACUUAUUAUUAUUUUACUUUUUAAGAUAUGUACAUACCUGAAUUAAGACAGAAGCAUGCUUUAUUGUAACCUUUUAAAUGAAUGUAUGAGGCUCGACUGCCACCUUGUGGCUAAAUGGGGUCACUGCAGAAUAGCCAAAGAAUAAAAACGGUAUAAAAAUCUGGUGUAUUACUGGAGGACUCUGAAUGAUUAUUGAUUAUUUGGCAUUGUCUUCAGAAUACUUGAUAGUUUUACUGUCUUCUUCUUCCAUUUGUUUCUUUAUUGUAAAUUAAAACUGUGUAAAUAAGGGCAGGUGUGAGGCAUGAGGUCAUCAGAUUCAUGUCAUGAAUGUUGGAAUCUAAAACCUCAUAAAGCUGCAUGUUAUGACCUCCACCUCUUUUCUUUUGGACUUGUUUCUUUUAUUUGUUUUACUUUUCUUGGAGGAAUUUUUAAAUGCUGCAUUGAAUUUGCUCUUAUUUUAAAUAAAGUUUAU